Molecule: messenger RNA, 864 nt
Organism: Brenthis ino (lesser marbled fritillary)
Lineage: Eukaryota; Metazoa; Arthropoda; Insecta; Lepidoptera; Nymphalidae
Source: the annotation of a GenBank genome assembly
AUGGACCCGUUUAUUAUUGCAGCAAUUAUUAGUGCUAUCGUCAUUAUCGUAUUAACAAUUGCAUUUCUACGAGUGACACAAGUUAGACAAACGGGAGCAAAGCCAAGAGCUGUAGCGCAGAGAGAUGGAGCCCCUGGAAGAGUCCAAGCUGUCAGAAACCAAAGGGCAAGGAUGAGAGCAAAUGCUGCUAGACAUCAAGCAGCACUAAUUGAAGAAGAACCAGCAAUAGCUGAAGAAGAAGAAGAAGAUACCAUUCCAGAAGCUCCAAAAGAAUUUGAUGACAAAAUGGGAGCCAAGAAAAGGGCUAAAUUAGAAGCUAAGAUGGAAAAAAAGAAGGCACGCGAAGCUGAAGAACAAAUGCGGGAAAUUAAGAAGAAGCGAGAUGAAGAAAUGGAAGAGGAAAAGAAGAAAGUUGAGGAGAAACGAGAGGAAGAAGAACGUAAAGCAGAGGAGGCAGCACGCAAGAUUGAAGAAGAACGGAAGAGGAAGGAACAAGAAGAAUAUGAAGCUAUGAAAGCUGCUUUUUCAGUGGAAGGCGAAGGUUUCGAUGAAAACCCAGAAGAAGAUAAGGAGAACUUAUUGAAGGAAUUCAUUAACUAUAUUAAAGCACAGAAAGUAGUGUUAUUAGAAGACCUUGCAGCACACUUUAAAAUAAAGACUCAAGCAGCUAUCGACCGAAUAACCGAUCUUCAGUCAAGUGGCUAUUUAACGGGUGUUAUCGAUGACAGAGGGAAAUUUAUUUACAUAUCGCAGAAAGAAUUAGAAGAUGUCGCGAAAUUCAUAAAACAAAGAGGACGAGUGUCAAUAACAGAUUUGGCUGAAAGUAGCAAUGACUUGAUCAAUUUAAACCCUGUUACAGUAAAA